AUGUAUUCAAAUGUUGGCAAUUUUACACCUGAAGAUUUGGCAAGCGAUACAAGCCUAAUUUCAACAGAAGACGAAUUUGUUUGUGUAAUACGACCAAAAAUGAAGGAAAUUGGGACAAUGACUGAUAAAAUGGAUAUUCCUAAAGUUGAACAGAAUGAAGUUCAUUUUAACUAUCGUCAGUUUGCCAGUGAUCUCAUCGUGUUCUCAAAGAUUAUUUAUGAGUUAAUCAAAGUGUUAUUUGACAAAGCUAAAAUUGGAGCGGUCAUUGCAAUGGAUUGGAUUUUCAAUCACAGCUCGUUCGUUCUCAGUUGUUUUAUGUUAAUUAAUGGUAUUGCUCUAUUCUAUUUUAAUUGCUUCCCUAAUUUUAAUUCUUUACCCGAAUUCAACAAAGCCACAAUUGCUUCAAUCCACAACAAAUUAAAUUUAUUUUUUAUGAUUUUAUUAUUUCUUCUGGUCUUUCUACUUAUUGGAUAUUUGCUAUGGCAGAAUAUUUCAAUAAUUAUUUUUAAUGAUCGUCUCAGUGGGAAAGCCUUUUUCGUACUUGUUGUUUUAAUUUGUUAUGUUGUCACUUUUUGGAUUUAUUUUGAUGUUUUAAAUUCAGUUUUGAUGAAUUAUUUUAAAAAGAAUGAAGAAAUGAAAAAUGAGAAGGAGAAGUUUUUUAGGAACAGAGUUUGCUAUAAUGGUGGAAGUGAUUGCCAUUAUGUUUAA
Molecule: messenger RNA, 708 nt
Organism: Meloidogyne enterolobii
Lineage: Eukaryota; Metazoa; Nematoda; Chromadorea; Rhabditida; Meloidogynidae
Source: the annotation of a GenBank genome assembly